UCACGCUUUGAGUGGUUAACUCAAAGAAAUUAACAAUACUUCCAUGAGAACAGAUCAUGUACACCUAAACAGGUAAAAUCGUUGUGCUUGCAAAGAUAGAGAAAAUAAGUGCUUUUUAAUUUAACUGGCAUUGUACACUUGUAAAUUCAGUCUUGUGUGGGGUGUUUGGUUGAGUUGUUCCAUACAAGACAAGGACACACAUAUUGGAUCAUCUUUGUGAAGAUGGAGACUUUUAAGAGUUGGAUGAGAGACUGGAAGUACCCCACUUCAUUAUUAUGCAUCUAUGGGUUCUUCAGCACAGUAAAACCUUUAGAACCAUUCCUCAUCCCAUUCCUAACUGGACCAGACAAGAACCUCACCAUGGAGCAGGUGACCAAUCAGAUAUUCCCAGUGUGGACGUACUCUUACCUGGCUGUGCUGGUACCUGUCUUCCUCCUCACUGAUUGGCUACGUUACAAACCUGUGAUGGUGUUCCAGUGCUCUGCUCUGUUUGCCACCACAGCGAUGUUGCUCUGGUUACAGGGCGUACCAGAAAUGCAGAUCGUGCAGUUUACAUACGGAGUGGUGACGUCGUGCGACGUUGCUUACUUCACAUACAUCUACAGCAUGGUGGAGCUGAAGCACUACCUGAAAGCCACCUCGUACUGCCGCACAGCUCAGCUGCUGGGCUACACCGUUGGUUCAGUGCUGGGACAAGUCCUGGUGUCUUUCGAACUGCUGUCCUACUACUACAUUCUUGUCUUUACAAUGGUUCUCACCUCCAUGGCAUGGAUCACCACAAUCCUUCUCCCAAUGCCCAAGACAAGUAUGUUCUUCCACCAAAGGAAGCAAGCUAGUAGAGAAACUGAUGGUGUAGAUGAGGAGCAUGUUGGAUCAGAUAAACCCCUGGAACCAGAAGCUAUGGAUAUAGCCGUAGAGAAAGUGAUUGUUACUAAGAAAGAUGUCCAGAGCAAUGACCAAUCUAGUUCUGAGAAGCAUCUAGAUGCUGUACAGGUGGAUGGAUCAGGGAAACAAAAGAAAGAACUGGAAGGCUCUAGUGAUACCAGCAGUGGAAAAGGCUCCAAGACAGGUAGGGCUGCUGGGGGGGGUUGUGGUGAAGUUUUGCUUCGGUUGUGGAGGGAUUUCCUACAAUGUUUCUCUUCUCGUACGCUACUUUACUGGUCAGCGUGGUGGGCACUGGCUACCUGCGGCUACAACCAGACAGUGAACUAUGUCCAGUCACUCUGGGAACAUGUGGAACCUUCUAGCAACUUCACAGUCUACAACGGUGGAGUGGAGGCCAUCUCAAACCUGUUUGGGGCCGCUGCGGCGUAUGGUAUUGGUUUUUCAUCAGCGGACUGGUCCCGUUGGGGGGAGAUGGCUCUGGGUGCUCUGUCUGCCCUAGAGGGAGGCGCUCUCUUCGCAAUGGUCUUCAGUGGCAACAUCUGGGUCUGCUACUGUGGUUACGUCAUCUUUAAAAGCCUGUACAUGCUGCUCAUCACUAUUGCCAUGUUCCAGAUAGCAGCAGGGUUGAACAUGGAGCGUUAUGCUCUUGUGUUUGGAGCAAACACCUUCUGUGCUCUGGUCUUCCAGACAAUCCUCACCUCAGUGGUGGUGGACAGCAGGGGACUCGGUCUGGAUAUUGUCACACAGUUUACCAUCUAUGGUGCAUAUUUUUCUGUUAUUGCACUCGUUUUCUUCGUGAGGGGUUUGUAUACUACAAUACGCAGAAGACACGUGAUGGAAACACCGAGAGAUGUACUUGAAGGAACUUGUAAUGCAGAAAAAGACACAGAAAUCAUAAAUGGAACAAAAUUCUGAACGCAUAGAAAAGGACACACACAACUGAAUGCCCUGUUUUAGUCAACAUGAAAUCAAAAUUGAUCAAUUUUUCUUUCUUAUUACAUGUUACUGGUCUUAUUCAUGCUAUAUUAUUGUCUUUAUAAUCAUAACCAAACCCAUAUUCUGGUCUGGCUCCAUUCAGGUACGGAACACCCAAUUUUCACGAUUCAUUCAAUUCCUGAUAGCU
Messenger RNA from Myxocyprinus asiaticus (Chinese sucker), 2008 nucleotides. RefSeq names its product thiamine transporter 2-like. Gene Ontology annotation, cellular component: plasma membrane. Lineage: Eukaryota; Metazoa; Chordata; Actinopteri; Cypriniformes; Catostomidae. The record is from RefSeq and is a predicted model, not a curated record. Gene Ontology annotation, biological process: vitamin transport; transmembrane transport. The transcript is spliced from 6 exons. The coding region runs from base 223 to 1800 and encodes 525 amino acids. Gene Ontology annotation, molecular function: vitamin transmembrane transporter activity.